Messenger RNA from Arabidopsis lyrata subsp. lyrata, 1487 nucleotides. Its product is annotated as protein trichome birefringence-like 35. Bases 111 to 1457 code for a protein of 448 amino acids. NCBI's taxonomy places the organism in Eukaryota, Viridiplantae, Streptophyta, Magnoliopsida, Brassicales, Brassicaceae. Gene Ontology annotation, molecular function: O-acetyltransferase activity. The transcript is spliced from 6 exons. The record is from RefSeq and is a predicted model, not a curated record. Gene Ontology annotation, cellular component: Golgi apparatus.
CUCUCUCUCGCCUCUACUGAAGAAGAAGAAGAAGAAGAAGAAGAAGAAGAAGAGUUCUUCUUCCUCUUACUCUGGUGCUUGGUGACAUUUUCUCUUGAAACAAGUCUCCGAUGUCGCAGAGAUGUAGCAGAAAAAAGAGUCGGCUUCCAUUAGCGGGUCUCCUCUUUAUGCUCGUCGUCACCUUUAUGAUUCUCUUCAACGAGCGUAGCAUUCAGCAGAUCCACCACCACGCGGCCAGUCACAGUCAAAAUCUCCGAGAAGCUUCGACGUCCAAUCUCGUCAAGCCUAAUGUUCCUGGGAAUUACUACUUGGGAGCUCUUGAGGUUUUGGAUAGAUUCAGCAAAUGCAACUCGACGAAAGAGUACAGUGGGAAGAAAAUCGGAUGGGUUGACCCGUUUGAAGACCCGGGUCUAACAGCAAAGGAUGACCAGAAAUGUGAUGUCUUCUCUGGGAAAUGGGUCUUUGAUAAUUCUUCAUCAUACCCUUUACACAAGGAAUCUCAGUGCCCUUACAUGUCCGACCAGUUGGCUUGUCAGAAGCAUGGUAGGAAGGAUUUGGAGUAUCAGCAUUGGAGAUGGCAACCUCAUGCCUGCAACUUGAAGAGAUGGAAUGUGACAGAAAUGUGGGAGAAGCUGAGAGGAAAGAGAUUGAUGUUUGUUGGAGACUCACUAAACAGAGGCCAAUGGAUUUCAAUGGUUUGUCUCUUACAGUCUGUCAUUCCACGUGAGAAGCAAUCUAUGUCUCCUAACGCUCACCUCACCAUUUUCAGGGCUGAGGACUACAAUGCCACGGUGGAGUUUCUCUGGGCACCGUUGCUCGUGGAAUCGAAUUCUGAUGACCCUGUUAAUCACAGAUUGGGCGAACGCAUUAUCCGACCCGAUUCUGUUCUUAAGCAUGCAUCAAAGUGGCAAUAUGCUGAUAUUCUAAUCUUCAACACAUACUUAUGGUGGAGACAAGACUCUGUCAAGCUCCGAUGGAGCAGUGAAGAAAGAGGGUCAUGCGAGGAGGUGAAGGGCGCCGAGGGAAUGGAGAUGGCAAUGAAUACUUGGGGUGAUUGGAUUGCUAACAAUGUCGAUCCAAACACAAAGCGAGUUUUCUUCGUUACAAUGUCUCCUACACAUCAAUGGAGCCGAGAAUGGAACCCGGGAAGCGAAGGAAACUGCUACGGGGAGAAGAAACCGAUAGAGGAAGAGAGUUAUUGGGGAAGUGGGUCGGACAUUCCGACAAUGAAGAUGGUGAAGAGAGUUUUGGAUAGAUUGGGACCAAAGGUUUCGGUUAUAAACAUCACUCAGUUGUCUGAGUAUCGAAAAGAUGGUCAUCCAUCGGUGUACCGGAAAUUCUGGGAACCUCUAAACGAAGACCGGUUGAAAAACCCAGCAUUGUAUUCUGACUGUACUCAUUGGUGUGUACCUGGAGUUCCUGAUGUCUGGAAUCAAUUGCUUUUCCAGUUUUUGUGAAAAUGAAAUGAAUAAAACCUUUUCUUUUUA